AUGGAGAAGAACGGUAACGGAAUAUACAGGAGGAUAGUUUCGACCCUGUUCUUCCAUUGCAAGCACGACCCGCCUUGUCGGUGUAAGGUGAAAGAUAACCUUCAGAACCACGUCUACUUCCAGGGAGACGUGGCGUUUGUCGUAGAAGGUAUGAAAGACCUCGCCAGGGAUGACAAGACCAAGUUCCUUAAGCAAAGGAAACAACUGGUCGUGGAGGUCGCGUCGACGGUCAAGCCAAUGAUAGACUGGAUGCGGAAAGACGCCUUUUCUAGGUUAAUGGCCUCGGAUAGUUGGUCAGGGCCGUUUUCAGCUAGGCUCAAGUCGGCGUACAACUCCUUCAGGAACGCGAUACCUUCAAAGCUCCCUGGUUCAUUCCAGGCACUAGAAGAGCUGGACGUAUACCAGACCCACUUCAGAGCAUUACUGGCGUCGGAUACACCGGUACCGGUGCCUCUCUAUCCCGGUGCCACGACGUGCCCAUUCUCCGAAGCUUUCUUCGGGUCUAUCGUCCUGGACAUGACCCCGGGAUCCUCAGACGCACUCUACGACUUGCUCUGCCAAGCGCGACCAGAAUACCGCUCCCAACCCAAGCACACCGUCUUGUUUCGCGCUUCGACGUUGUUCUCCUGCGACAACGAUCGCUAUGGGUGUUGCGGUCUUUUCAAGCGCGCGGGUCUGUUUCCUUACCCCGAAAUUGAACGUCGGGCGCAGUCGCCGAAGGUGGAGAGUCGGUUUAUUGACGGGCUGAAGAUGUCCUGGAGGCCUUUGGUUUUGCUAGAGAUGCGUCCAGGGUUGCCAUCCAUUCCGUGGGGAACCGGUGGAUGUGUACGUGUGGCUGGGACGCCAAAGGUACCACUAUGGCGUUCUGUUACACAUAUCGUUUUUGAACAGGACUACUUCAAUAAGAUCCUCAGGGGUGCAGAGAAACGAAAAAUCAAACUGGGAACAAAGCCCAAUAUCCUGAUUAAUGUUCAUGCCAAAGAACGGUACAAGGAUCUCAUCGAAAUCCGCGACGAAGAGUCUUUGAUUACCGCAGAUCUCUUUGAAACGCCUUUCACGUACGGUUGGGGCGACCCUGAUCUCAACUACGACAACGAUCUUCUGUCAUAUUGUGGACCCUGCUAUCGAAUGGGGGGAGUAGAACGAACGUUCCCUAUAAUCGAUGGAUGGUUCACCAUUAGUGACCAUUUGGAACGAAUGCAUGAAGUGGAAGACGGGGAUACAAACGUGGUUCUAUCGCCCCAAGAGCUUGAUGAGCUGAAAGAGCAAGAGGGGCCAAAUCUGCACUCGGAGGACGAGUAG
This is a messenger RNA of Coprinopsis cinerea okayama7#130, 1302 nucleotides long. RefSeq lists its product as hypothetical. The coding region runs from base 1 to 1302 and encodes 433 amino acids. The record is from RefSeq and is a predicted model, not a curated record. The transcript has 5 exons. Lineage: Eukaryota; Fungi; Basidiomycota; Agaricomycetes; Agaricales; Psathyrellaceae.